ACAUACACGAGGGUAUAAUUGUUUUCUUACUGAAUGGACGAAAUUAUCGGGUGUCUUCAGAAAAUCAUCUUCUCUGUCAUCUUUGCUGUCGUUUUCAAUGGAGAACAUUCUUUAAAUUUUCCUCAUAUUUCACAGAGUUUCAUGGACGUUUAUUUCCGGUGAAAAUAUUGAUAACAGCGAUUGAAAAUUCUUUUGCCUGCGAGAGACAAUUAUCAAAGGUAUCCUACUUCUAUAUUAAGAAAUCAAUAUUCUUUUUCGGGUGUUUGAUAAACCACGGGACAAGACGAAGCAUGCAACAUUUUAGGGCAUCAUAAAUGUUAAUAUCGGACGACCAAGGUGUCAUUCUACUAAGUGCUAUACACUAUCUGAAACACACAUGUGAGGACUCCACGUGUUAGUACUGGGUAUCAGAAUAUUUGGUCGGUUCUGGGCUACAGGUCGCCCAUGAUUGUGAAAAAUAAACGGCGAAUUCCAUUUUAUUUUCGCAUGGGCUUCGGCAUCAGUAAACAGGUGACGAUUAACGAACGUCAGAAAGAAAGAUACAGAUCUUCGGCUAUCGUAUUCAGUCGUGUGGAUGCUGAGGGUGUCCUGAAGUUUGAGUUGGUGGGGACGUAUUUACUGUAUCGGGACUAUGAGAGCGACCAUUUGUAUUUAUCCGUGAGAUCCAGUGACAUGGUGGAACAUCACAGGAUAAACUUUGAGGAUAAUUUGUAUUACAUGGAUAACCAGCCUUAUCCAUAUCUAGAUUCCAUCAUUCUUUAUCACCAACGACACAAACUGAACGGAACCAAACUCACUCAUCAUGCCCCUCUCAGUGCUCGCACUGUGAAGGCGUUUACAACAAAGGUUAUGCGUCACAAUGGAAAUCUGUCACAAAUGGAAAAUGACCCAAAUGUCCACAAUAUCCAUGAUAAAUCUCAUUACAUUGCCAGUAUAGAACAUACUAACGAUGACGUCAUCAAAACCCGGAUAUCCAAAUCUAGUGGUAGGUUAUGGAUUUCUGGUACAAUGCAACAUUCUCUCAAGCGUAUAUCUAUGCCGAUUCCGGAAGUUUAUCAUCAUCUUGGAGAUAACGACAGUAGACUGAAACAGAGUUACAGAGGAAGUACAAAUUUCUUAUCAAAAGCUGAUAGUUUUGGUGAUCUGAACGGAGACAUAUUUGAUUCUUCGGUAUCCGCUAGAAAGCGGUCUGAUGUCACGGACAGUGAUUGUGAUUCAGUAAACAUCGAUGACGAAGACGUCAUACAUGACGAUGAAAAUAUCAGAAACUUUGACGAUGAGGAAGAUGACGGUGUUUUGGUUUACGAUACACACUUAUGAUAUCCGAAGUUUUUUUCUUACCCCCAAAAAUCCUAUUAUUUUAUGUAUGUUUAAGAAUGUCAUAAUCAUAUAUUUAUAAAAGAAUGUAUUAUGUUUUAUGUUUUCAAAUAAUGUUUUUCCUUCUU
Molecule: messenger RNA, 1445 nt
Organism: Saccostrea echinata
Lineage: Eukaryota; Metazoa; Mollusca; Bivalvia; Ostreida; Ostreidae
Exons: 4
Coding region: 445-1320 (291 amino acids)
Source: RefSeq, a predicted model, not a curated record